AUGCCCCUACCGAGGCCUAUGCCUUAUCCUUAUCCUCGGCCUCAACCUCCGCGUAGAAGACAAAGUCCGUAUCCACAGUACCCGCAGUAUCCGCAGUAUCCACCUCCGUAUCCUCUUGUAUAUUACCCACCCCCACAACGUUAUCCAAUGUCCAUGCCUAUGCCAAUGCCGCUAUAUAUACCUAUUGUAAUUCUCCCCAUUGGCAUGGGCACUUUUAGCACCGUGGGCUACAACAACAAUCAGUAUUAUGGGCCUAGCAGCGUUUAUCCUACGUAUAAUCAGCAGUUUCCCACAUCAAGACCAAACUACGACUACUAUAACAAUAACAAUAACAAUAAUUAUAACAAUUACGAUUACAACUCAUACGGCUAA
Molecule: messenger RNA, 372 nt
Organism: Drosophila busckii
Lineage: Eukaryota; Metazoa; Arthropoda; Insecta; Diptera; Drosophilidae
Product: protein lifeguard 1-like
Exons: 1
Coding region: 1-372 (123 amino acids)
Source: RefSeq, a predicted model, not a curated record